UCUCUGCAUUUUCAUAUAAACUGGGGGGGGAUCAAACAGGGGAGAGAGGGGAGUCGGGAAGGAGACAAGUUCCUGGGCAUCUGUAGCGCCGGGAGGGGAAGAUCCUGCUUGUUACCCCGGCUUCUUACCCCAGCCCGGGGCAUCUGCACACAGAGGGAGGGGGUAAAGCCUGGCGGAGCUUCUAUACACAACUGGGGGUAAAACUUCCACCCCGACCCCAAAUCAUCAGUAAAAAAGAAAUAACUCUUGUUGCCCCAACCCCUAUCUAUAGGGAAGGGGGUAACACUUUCUGCCCCAGAGAGAAGGAGAUACAACCAAAUACCCCCCAAGCUCCGGGAGAAGCAAAGGAACUGCCCCAGCAUCUUCCCAAAAGGAAUUCCUGCCGUCCUGACUCCUGAGCGUUUGUAGCGCUGACUUUGCGGUCCCUAUUGCGACUCUGGUCCUUAUUGCGACUCUGGUUCCGACACCUGUUAGGAAGAAACAGGUGGGGGGGGGGCUCAGUUUGCUCUGAACCUGGAGAAAUUACACAGUCGGACGAUCGGAUUGGAAGAGCCUCCCCGGUCGCAGGGAACCGGUCGCUCCCGACUGCACAACGUGUUCGGCCGAACCAGAGACUGAGAGUGCCCAGGGGCAGCUCAUUUAACCCUCUCAGCUCUGGCUCUCACACAAGGGACCUGGAGUUGAGUGAAGUCGCCUGUCGGGAAGUUGGGGGGGGCAUUUAGUGCAUUGGGGGUCCUGGGAAUGGUUACUACUUUCUGAUUAAGGAUUACCGAGGAGACUUUUAGGGGGCUCUGGAUUGUAAUUAAGCACCGAGGGGGUUCCUUCUGGCUGGGGUCCCUCUCUGGGUGCCUGGGUGCUGCUGUAGCGCAGAGAGAACAUCACAUGAACUUGGGAGGGAGGGAGUCAGGCAGCCCCCACCCCUCCCACACCCCCAGCCCCCCCGCACUCAGGCUGCAGCCCACCAGUCAUUACCAGGGGAGGAGAGGCAACUUGGCAUCACUUUAGCACUUGGAGCCGUGUUUGUGGGAGCAGAGGAGCAGUGUUGGGGGGACAGGGGGCACCCCCUGAAGAAGAGGAGCAGCUUUUAAAGGGGUGGGAUCGGUGCUUUGUUAGGAGGAGACUGAUCCUCGUACCCCUUUCCCCGGACCUGAAUUUGGGGGAGCAGAUCGGCGCACCCCCGUACCUUGGAGCUAAAUUCGGAGGGGAAUAUCGGCGCUUCCCGGUCCCUGGAGCUAAUUUAUAGGGGCCACAUCGAGCCCCCCUUUCACUGGAGUUGGAUUCGGGGGGAGGGCAGCCCGGCGCACCCGUUCCUUGGAGCUGAUUUGGGGGGGAGACACCGGCGCACCCCGUUUCCCUGCUGGAGCCGAGGAAGGCGCUGAUUAGGGCGCACCGUGUGGCUCCGGAUUGACACCCCGGGCUGUGGGGCUGGAUCCAGGCCGGGCUGGGGAUGCUGGAGCUGAGCUGAACGAUGGAGAUUUUGUGGCUUUUCCUCCUCUCGCUCAUUCCGAGGGGCAACAGGGGACAAGGAGUGUACGCCCCGCCUCAGGCACAAAUCAUACACGCGGGGCAGGCCUGUGUGGUGAAGGAAGAUAACAUCAGCGAGCGCGUUUAUACCAUACGGGAGGGGGACAUCUUGGUUCUGCAGUGCCUGGUGACGGGCCACCCGCGACCUCAGGUACGAUGGACAAAAACUGCUGGCAGUGCCUCCGAUAAGUUCCAGGAGACCUCCAUCUACAACGAAACAUUGUACAUUGAGAAGGUCCAGAGGAUGCAGGGAGGUCGAUACUAUUGUAAAGCCGAGAAUGGGGUUGGGGUCCCAGCCAUCAAGUCCAUUCGAGUAGAUGUGCAGUAUCUAGAUGAGCCCAUUCUCACCAUUCAUCAGACCAUUAGCGACGUGCGAGGGAGCUUCUACCAAGAGAAAACAGUUUUCCUGCGCUGCACGGUCAGUUCCAACCCGCCGGCGCGGUUCAUAUGGAAACGGGGUUUCGAGAUUCUCUCCCACAAUCAGGACAACGGAGUGGAUAUUUAUGAGCCACUGUAUACACAGGGUGAAACCAAAGUACUAAAGCUGAAGAACUUGCGGCCCAAAGACUACGCCAACUACACGUGUCAAGUAUCUGUACGGGAUGUUUGCGGAAUACCGGAUAAAUCCAUCACUUUCCAACUCACUAACAGAACAGGGGCAGCUUGGUGGGGUCGAGCAGGACUGGCCAAUCAGGUGUAUAGAAGCAAGAGGUCCAUCCAGACUCCCUUAAGGAUCAAUGCAGAGGCUGCUCCGCCUGCGCUCAGGUUGUCCGUCAACGAGACGUUGGUGGUGAACCCUGGAGAUAAUGUGACCAUUCAGUGCUUGCUCACGGGAGGAGAUCCACCCCCUAAGGUCGUCUGGUCACACAACCAAAACGUCGUGCCCUCCAAGGGGGGGAACCUCACCAUAUGGAACGUUCGUCCUGAGAAUUCCGGUUACUACAACUGUACGGCCACCAACAACGUGGGGAAUCCUGCGAAGAAGACAGUCAACCUCUUAGUGAGAUCCAUGAAAAAUGCCACAUUUCAAAUCACUCCCGAUGUCAACAAGGAGAGCGAGAACAUCCAGUUGGGUCGGGAUCUGAAGCUCUCGUGCCACGUAGACGCCGUUCCACAGGAGAAAGUUGUGUACUCUUGGUUCAAGAACCAACGGACGGUAGUGCACUCUAGACGGCGACUGGAGAUCAGUAGAAAUGACCCAGAUCUUCCUCCGGACACCAGUAGCCUGGAUUUCUUUGACUUGCGGUUCAGUGACUAUGGCACCUACAUGUGCGUGGCCUCAUUUCCAGGAACACCAACCCCAGAACUCAGCAUUGAGGUCAAUAUAUCUGCUGAAACAGUGCCCCCAACACUGACAGUGCCCACGGGACAAUCCAUCAUUACAGUCCGGGAAGGCUCGAGAGCAGAGCUGCAGUGUGACGCACGGGGAAAGCCCAAGCCACCCAUCCUUUGGACACGGGUGGACAAAGAGGGACCAUUGCCCACUGGAGAAAUGAUAGCGGAGACCUAUGAUGGGAAAUUAAGACUGGAGAACGUGACCCGAGAAAUGAGUGGGACAUACAAGUGCCAAACGGCACGAUACAACGGCUUUAACAUCCGACCCCGGGAAGCCACGGUACAGCUGAAUGUUCAGUUUGCCCCUGUGGUUGAACCCAAGCUGCGAGAGAUACGCCAGCCCAUGCACACCGGCUUCACAAUGAGGUGCGACCUGUUAAAGGGGAGCCCGCUCAAACUCGCCACGGCCAUAUGGAGGUACAACCGGAACCUGCUCAACGUGCCCCCCACAGAGCAGAUGGAGUAUUCAGAACUGAGGAUCAACAGCCUGACCCAGAAGACCAGUGGUACCUACGAAUGUACCGUCUCUAAUGACGUCGGCUCUGACUCUUGUGUCUUUCAGGUGACCGGGAAGGCCCUCAGCCCAGAGUUCUACUACGAUACCCCAAGUCCCAUUAAGGUCUACAAGCAGUUUAGGAACUACUCAUAUUUACUUCAGUGGACCCAGAAGGAGCCUGGCGCUGUGGAUCCAAUUACAAGCUAUGUGCUGGAGUACCGUCAGACAACCCUGAGAAAUACAAUGAGCAAAAACAUCCCGGUUGGGGGGAUCCAGAAGGGGCAACUCCAGCAGUACCUACUCACUGACCUAAAAGCCAAUCAGAGUUACGAGGUGCAACUGACGCCGUUUACUAAUUUUGGAGCCGGAGACUCGGCCUCCAGGAUCAUCCGAUACACAGAACCCUAUUCCCUCAGUCCCUCAGACAACACGUGCCGGUUCGAUGAUGACAAGAUGUGUGGGUUCGUGCAGGACCGGAAGGACAACUUUGAUUGGACACGACAGAGCAUGCAGACAGAGAACCCCAAGAGGACGGCCAACACCGGGCCCAGAAUGGACCGCAGCAACACCCCAGAAGGGUACUACAUGUUUAUUGAAGCCUCUCGGCCCCGACUGCCAGGGGAGAAAGCUCGGCUGAUCAGCCCCACGUACAACGUGACCACCAAGCCCCCGUACCACAGGACCACCUUCUGCGUCUCGUUCUACUACCACAUGUACGGGAGGCACAUAGGGAAUCUGAACCUGCUGAUGAGGCUGAAGAGUAAAGGUACCAUAGACACCCAGGUGUGGAGCCAGAGCGGGGACAGAGGGAACAAAUGGCAGCACGCUAUGGUCCCUAUUAGCGCCACGGGCCAAUUCCAGGUUGUAUUUGAAGGUGUGAGAGGCUCAGGAAUCGAAGGGGACAUUGCUAUUGACGAUGUUACAGUGAGGAAAGGAGAAUGUCAGUGGAAGCAAGUGCCGCCAAGUAAAGACGUGAUGCCUCCUGGAAGCUCCACCUGCAAGGUCCUCCCUACGGCUCUCCAUUGGGCCUUCUUUCUCUUCGUGCUGCUGAGAUGAUACCGAGCCAAUGACGCUGCUCAUUCCGACUAAGGCUCCCCCAACCUCGCAUCCUUUCCUCCUCCAGUCCUCCUCCGUCGCAGACACACCAAAGUGUCCACAGUUACCAAAGACCAACGAGCAUGACUGCUUGAAGGACCCCCCCAACAAGAAUAAUCAGACUGGGAGGUCUCCUUGGAGAAGGUCAUGGUAUCUCCACAGUGUGUGGAAAGGAACGUGAAGAAGAAAGAGAUAGAAUCUAGGGGAAUGGGGCGAAGGACUGACUCUUGAAGACUUUGUAUCCACAUUGACUUGUGGUUAAAAACAAGCAACAAACAAACUUUGAUGAAAAUUAUAAGCACAAAUUUCUAUCUGGACUUUUCUGGGAUUGGGGGAAACAAUGGCUACGAAUCCGCUCGAGGUCAGCGGAGAUAACGCGGAAGAAAUUCCGGCUGCUGCAUUCUAUUUUCUACGUAGGUUUCUUUUCUCGUGCUGCUGCUGCCGCCCAUCUGCCUCCAUGUAGUCUCACACGCCAGUUGCAUGUGCUUCCGUGCCCAUAUCUGCAUCCAGCCCUCACCCCGCGUACGCCGACGCUCACGGCCUUCGCUAUAGCAGUCACGUUUGUUGGCGAAAGGGAACUUUUACUCUGCUGGCCUUUGGAAAAAUGAUCCCUUCCACAGCAAAUGUGUAGAGACUUGACAGAAGGGGAAGCUGGGGGAAUCCCCCCUCUAUUCCAGUAGCUAUGGAUCCGUUCCUUGGUCUUCCCUCUUGUCAUGCUACUGUUACAUACAUCUCAUUUUAUCUAGAGCGCCCCUUGCAGGUCAGGAAGACCAAACAAUGAUGGUGAAACAAUAUGGGUUUGUUGCUUUAUUAGAGAUAAUUUUUAGGGAGGCCACAUCAUUCAGUAGAUAUUUCGGAGCUGCCAAUGUCCUUUUCUCUUCUGUCGGAGACAUGCAGUGUUGGAUUGGCCAGCCAAGGUACCACUCCCAGUGGGCUCUCUUGCUCCUAAACCAUUUGGCCUAGUUCAUAGUCAUUCCCUAUGUUUGAAUGGAACCAAAGAGAAGAAAUAGAUGGGAGGAUAGAUGCUAGCACUCAAAGAACAAAGACUAAUAGAAUGUAGAGGGUUAGAAUUAUGGUUAUUAGGGUUAGGGUUGAGCAAGGAAUGGAGGAAAAAUAGUUUGGAGAGUUGGCCUAUGGUCUAAAGUUUUCUGGUGGGCCCUGGGUUAGGGUUUUUAGGGUUAGGAUUGAGCGAGGAAAGGAGGAAAAAUAGUUUGGAGAGUGGGCCUAUGGUCUAAGGUUUUCUGGUGGGCCCUGGGUUAGGGUUU
This is a messenger RNA of Xenopus tropicalis (tropical clawed frog), 5715 nucleotides long. It is a transcript of the gene mdga1, whose product is annotated as MAM domain containing glycosylphosphatidylinositol anchor 1. Bases 1469 to 4411 code for a protein of 980 amino acids. Gene Ontology annotation, cellular component: plasma membrane; membrane. Gene Ontology annotation, biological process: axon guidance. Lineage: Eukaryota; Metazoa; Chordata; Amphibia; Anura; Pipidae. The transcript is spliced from 18 exons. The record is from RefSeq and is a predicted model, not a curated record.